AUGGGUGGCGUUGGUGAUGAUAGAUCAAGUUAUUGUAGCGGUGGUGGUUGUGGUACUGGUACAGGUCGCGGUGAUGAUGGCAGUGUUUGUCCGAUCACGGCUUUAGGCUUGCUUCAGUUUUCGGCCUGGCCUUCAAGAUUGCAGCAGUUGAAGGUACGGGCCAUUGAUAUUCUGGAUCUAUUGCUUAAUUGCGAUAAAAUGAUUUUUGGGAUCGCAGCUAUUGACUGUGAUAGUAGUAUCCCGGCUAUUAACAUCACUGUUGCUUUACCGGUUGGAGCUGCAAAUUUUACCAGCAUUCAAGGUGCCGUCAAUUAUGUUCCAGAAAACAAUAAUCAAUGGUUUCGAAUACUUGUUCAGGCCGGCGACUAUAGUGAACAAGUGGCAGUUAAUAGGUCAUGUAUCAUACUCGAAGGUGAUAGCCAUGGAGGUACUACCAUUAAAUUCAAUGCUCAUGAUACACCUUUGGACAGUCCGACUUUCUACUUGACACAGGAGGCCGAGAAUUUUGUCGCCAAGUAUAUAAAUUUCAAGAACAUAUUCAACUACGCAAAAUACCGGUUUGACGGAUAUAAUAGAAUGAUGAACGGCAAACGGGGUAUGAAUGACCCUGAAAUAAAACCGGCUGUCGCAGCUUUGGUAAUGGGAGAUAAAGCUUCAUUCUACUAUUGCAAUUUCUAUGGAGUUCAGGAUACACUUUGGGAUCAGCAAGGCCGCCAUUUUUACCAAAAUUGUCGUAUUGAGGGUCUAUGCGAUUUCAUUUGGGGCAAUGCACAGUCUUAUUACGAAAUAAGUCAUAACUGCCAUUUGGUAUCACAAGGGGCGGGCUACAUAACAGCUCAAGGUAUGGAAACAGAAGAUCAACCAACUGGGUUCGUGUUCAAUGGAGGAAUAGUAUCGGGGAUCGGUCCGACAUACCUUGGAAGAGCUUAUAGAGGUCAUUCGCGUGUCAUAUUUAAUGGUACAAGCUUUGACUCCAACGUUAUCAAUCCAUUAGGAUGGUCGUCCUGGGAUUACACCGGUCACGAAGCCAAUUUUACAUACGUGGAAGCAAGUUGUGAUGCAAGAUUAAAUAAACAGGGGAAAGAAAUGGAAAAGAUCCUUGAUUCAACAGAAAUCAAAAAGUUCAUCACUUACUCUUUCAUCAAUGACCCAGAACAAUGGAUCAACAACAACAACCUACCCUAUUAG
Messenger RNA from Papaver somniferum (opium poppy), 1188 nucleotides. RefSeq names its product probable pectinesterase 55. The transcript is spliced from 8 exons. Bases 1 to 1188 code for a protein of 395 amino acids. Gene Ontology annotation, molecular function: pectinesterase activity. NCBI's taxonomy places the organism in Eukaryota, Viridiplantae, Streptophyta, Magnoliopsida, Ranunculales, Papaveraceae. The record is from RefSeq and is a predicted model, not a curated record. Gene Ontology annotation, biological process: cell wall modification.